GAUAACUGUGCUCAGCUAAUUCACACAAUUUUAAAAAGAAAAAGCAAUGUUUUGUAAAUAUUAAUUGCCUAUUAAACAAUUCAUCAAAAGCAGUAGGGAAGCAUUAAACAACAAACAGCAAAUGUGUGAAAACUUUGCUCUUAAAAAUGUGUAAUAAUAAAUAAAAUUCAGUGAGUGAUUGAUUGUUGAUCGUGAAAAGUGGAGAUUUGACGCUUAAAAAAGGAAAUAUAAAACGUGUUCAAACGCUAUACAAUGUCGGAAUUCACUACGCCAGUAACAGCAACAGCUGUUUCAGUGCCAUCUACAUCGUCUCGACUAUCAUUAGGAGAAGCUGAUCUCUAUAAGGAGCAAUUACCUCCAUUGGGUCGCAAACUUCGCGUAGCAUUAACUACCUGUUGUCGUCCCCAAACGAUAGUACAAAAAUUUCCUAUUAUAUCGUGGUUCCCGCGCUAUCAGUGGUCAUAUUUGUUGCAAGAUUUCAUAGCUGGUUUUACGGUCGGACUUACAACAAUACCCCAAGCGAUUGCCUACGGUGUAGUAGCUGGUCUCGAGCCUCAAUAUGGCUUAUAUUCUGCUUUUAUGGGCUGUUUUACGUACAUUAUAUUUGGUUCCUGUAAGGAUGUUACUAUAGCUACGACAGCAAUUAUGGCUUUAAUGGUUCAACCAUAUGCCAGCAUAAGUCCAGAUUAUGCAAUUCUGUUAUGCUUUUUGGCGGGUUGCACAAUAUUGUUGCUAGGUUUAUGCAAUUUGGGCGUAUUAGUACGUUUCAUAUCCAUUCCGGUCAUAACGGGUUUCACGAUAGCUGCUGCUAUUACUAUAGCUAGUGCGCAAAUCAAUAAUUUGGUCGGGCUUGUUAGUCCUUCGAAAGCUUUGAUACCGUCUUGGAAAUUUUUUUUUACGCAUUUAAAUAAAAUCAGCCGAAACGAUGCCUUACUGGGAGCGAGUUCUUUAGUAUUUUUGCUAAUAAUGAAAAAAACCAAAGAUAUUAGUUACGGGAAUCGCAUAUUUUGGAAAUAUGUAUCUUUGUCUCGUAACGCCUGUACCGUUAUAAUUGGUACAUUUCUAGCUUUCAUUCUAAGCCGUGACGGCUCGCAACCUUUUAAAGUUACUGGCAACAUAACACCGGGUCUACCGCCAUUUCGGCCGCCCCCUUUCAGUACUAAUGUCAACGGAACCACAGUACCAUUUACUGAAAUGAUUGGUACGGUGGGUACAUCUCUAGCUUUUAUACCAAUGGUGGCAAUAUUGGAAAUUGUUGCAAUAGCUAAAGCAUUUUCGAAAGGUAAAAUUGUGAAUGCCUCUCAGGAGAUGGUAGCCUUAGGUAUGUGUAAUAUAUUGGCGAGUUUUGUUUCCUCUAUGCCUGUCACGGGAUCGUUCACGCGCACAGCUGUCAAUAAUGCCAGCGGAGUGAAAACUCCCUUGGGUGGAUUAGUAACUGGUUCCUUAGUUUUGAUGGCUUUAGCUUUCUUAACACAAACUUUUUACUAUAUACCAAAAUCUACUUUGGCUUCCAUUAUUAUAGCUGCUAUGAUAUCUUUAGUGGAACUAAAGAAAGUCAAAGACACUUGGGUGGCAAAGAAAGCCGAUCUUUUCCCGUUUCUCGUUACUUUAUUGCUUAGUUUAUUCUGGAGUUUAGAAUAUGGUAUACUCAGCGGUACAAUUGCGAAUUGUUGGUUUAUUCUCUAUAGCAGCGCUAGACCAAAAAUUGAAUUAUCUACCGAAAAAAUUUCUGAAGAAGUCUUCGGCUUGGUGACUAUUAAGCAGAAACUCGAUUAUGCGAGCGCUGAAUACGUUAAAGAAAAAAUAGUGACGUUUGUCCACAAACAGCAAUCGGAAGGGAUUAAUCUUGUCAUUAUACUUGGCAACGAAAUCCAUGGCAUUGAUUCUACAGUAGCUGCAAAUAUCAUUACUUUAAAAGAAGACCUGCAAGUUCUCAAUUGUCAAGUAUUGUGUUGGAAUUGGAAUAUAUCGGCAGCGGGAGUGAUUUGCCGCUUACAGCCUGAAAUGCGUCCAAUUUUUAAAUUUAAUAAAACCCUUGAAGAUAUAAUUGAGGAAUAUCGUAGCCAACGUCUAUCAAACAAAGCCUCACAAAAUACUCUUUACUCUGAGACGUAAUUUUUUAAAUAAAUCAGAGAUCGUCAUAAAUUUUACACAAAAUUUGUCAAUUUGUAAAUCAUUUACGCAGAAAGAACUGAAGGUCAUUCAAAUAAUCACUUUGAUCUUUCAUUUAACAUAGCAAUCGUCAAUCUCCUUUUCAGACGAAAUCAGAUAUUCAAGAAUAAGAUCAGUUCUCUCGUAAAAGCCUUGAAAAAGCCAUCAGGGGACCUCAAAGUCAACGGCAGCGCGUUGCUGUAUCGAGCUGAACGUUCACUCAAAAAGUUGAAUAUGGUCCGCAUUAUAGUACAAAAAGCUUUCUAUUCGACCUAGAAAAUUGUAGUCAAAAGAAUUGGGCGCUUUUGACUGAAAAAUUUUAUAAUGAUAGAUGAAGAACCCAAAUUUUUGGUAUUUAUGGAGAGAGAGUUUCA
Molecule: messenger RNA, 2525 nt
Organism: Glossina fuscipes
Lineage: Eukaryota; Metazoa; Arthropoda; Insecta; Diptera; Glossinidae
Product: sodium-independent sulfate anion transporter
Exons: 10
Coding region: 253-2115 (620 amino acids)
Biological process (GO): transmembrane transport
Cellular component (GO): membrane
Molecular function (GO): sulfate transmembrane transporter activity
Source: RefSeq, a predicted model, not a curated record